AUGGCAAAAGAAUCAAAGAGUCCGAAGUCAAAAGAGUCAUUAAAGAAAAGAUCUAGAGACGAAGCAGAGAUAGAGGAAGAAGAUACAGAUAAACUAGUUAACGAAAUAGAUGAUGAUUUUGAAGAAGUAGCUGGAUUAUUAGGUGAUAAUAUAAAAGAUCCAGAAUCCAAAAAAGAUAAAAAACAAAGGAAAGAUGAAAAAAGGCUACAAGAAUUGACUAAAGCAAAAGUAUCUGAAUCUAUUGAAAUUACAAAUAAUGAUAAUAAUGAAGAUGAUGGAACUAAUUAUCUUUUUGAAAAAGCUGGAUUUUCAGAACCAACAAUGAAAGCAAUAAAUGAAAUGGGUUUUCAAAAAAUGACAAAAGUUCAAGCCAAAACUAUACCACCAUUAUUAGCAGGUAGAGAUGUAUUGGGAGCAGCAAAAACAGGAUCUGGUAAAACUUUAGCAUUUUUAAUACCAGCUAUUGAAUUACUAUAUUCUUUGAAAAUUAAACCAAGAAAUGGUACAACAGUCAUAAUAAUAACACCAACAAGAGAAUUAGCACUACAGAUAUUUGGAGUAGCAAGACAAUUAAUGGAACAUCAUUCACAAACUUGUGGUAUAGUUAUUGGAGGAGCAGAUAGAAGACAAGAAGCAACAAAAUUAGCAAAAGGAGUUAAUUUAUUAGUUGCAACACCAGGAAGAUUAUUAGAUCAUUUAAAAAACACUCAAGGAUUUGUAUAUAGUAAUUUAAAAGCUUUAAUUAUUGAUGAAGCUGAUAGAAUUUUAGAAAUUGGAUUUGAAGAAGAAAUGAAACAAAUUAUAAAGAUUUUACCAAAUGAAGAUAGACAGACGAUGUUAUUCUCUGCAACUCAAACUACAAAAGUUGAAGAUUUAGCUCGUAUUUCAUUAAGACCUGGUCCCUUAUAUAUAAAUGUUGUUCCUGAAAAAGAUGUAUCAACUGCAGAUGGAUUAGAACAAGGUUAUGUUGUAUGUGAUUCAGAUAAAAGAUUUUUAUUAUUAUUUUCAUUUUUAAAAAGAAAUGUUAAAAAAAAAAUUAUUGUAUUUUUAUCAUCAUGUAAUAGUGUUAAAUUUUAUAGUGAAUUAUUAAAUUAUAUUGAUUUACCAGUACUUGAUUUACAUGGGAAACAAAAACAACAAAAAAGAACAAAUACAUUUUUUGAAUUUUGUAAUGCAAAACAAGGAAUAUUAGUAUGUACAGAUGUUGCAGCAAGAGGUUUAGAUAUUCCAUCAGUUGAUUGGAUUAUACAAUUUGAUCCACCAGAUGAUCCAAGAGAUUAUAUUCAUAGAGUAGGAAGAACAGCAAGAGGUACACAAGGUAAAGGUAAAUCAUUAAUGUUUUUAACACCAUCAGAAUUAGGAUUUUUAAGAUAUUUAAAAGCAGCAAAUGUUCCAUUAAAUGAAUAUGAAUUUCCAACAAAUAAAAUAGCAAAUGUUCAAUCACAAUUAACAAAAUUAAUAAAAACUAAUUAUUUAUUACAUCAAUCUGCUAAAGAUGGUUAUAGAGCUUAUUUACAAGCUUAUGCUUCUCAUUCUUUAAAAACUGUUUAUCAAAUUGAUAAAUUAGAUUUAGUUAAAGUUGGAAAAUCUUUUGGAUUUGAUGUACCUCCAAAAGUUAAUAUAACUAUUGGUGCAAGUGGUAAAUCUAUAGAAAAGAAACAUAAAAAGCAAAGAAGAGAUAAAAAGUAG
This is a messenger RNA of Lodderomyces pseudojiufengensis, 1689 nucleotides long. RefSeq names its product ATP-dependent RNA helicase (gene HAS1). Gene Ontology annotation, molecular function: nucleic acid binding; ATP binding; RNA helicase activity. The transcript has a single exon. Gene Ontology annotation, biological process: maturation of LSU-rRNA from tricistronic rRNA transcript (SSU-rRNA, 5.8S rRNA, LSU-rRNA). Bases 1 to 1689 code for a protein of 562 amino acids. NCBI's taxonomy places the organism in Eukaryota, Fungi, Ascomycota, Pichiomycetes, Serinales, Debaryomycetaceae. The record is from RefSeq and is a predicted model, not a curated record. Gene Ontology annotation, cellular component: nucleolus.